AUGCCCCUUGGAUAUUGCGGGGCAUACGGUGUGCCGUUUAAACUCAUUUGUGCUAAAUAUGGCUAUGUUGUCGUUGGGAAAGGGACCACAUCGGGCCUCUGGAAAGAAGUCUCCCGCGAAGCGCAGGUAUAUCAAAUCCUGCAGAAGGCUCAAGCAUCCGCUGUUCCUGUCUUCCUCGGUACAAUCGACCUGGCAAAAAAAAAAAAUCUUCAUGGGGUUGGGGAGAUCCGUCACAUGCUCGUCAUGGGCUGGGGGGGCGAUAGCAUUGCAACGAUGGAACUGACUCCGGGGCUUCUUAGAGAUAUUCACAAAUCGAAUAAGGACAUCGAAGCCUUGGGAAUCGUCCACGAAGACCUUCGGCCUGAAAAUGUUCUUUGGAAUGAAGAACUUGGGCGGGCAUUAAUUAUCGACUUUCACCGACCUACAUUAAGAUGUAGGCCAGUUCUAAAGCGACCACGCGAAGAUGCAAAGCGUUUACGUGUUCUAUGA
This is a messenger RNA of Pseudogymnoascus destructans, 489 nucleotides long. RefSeq lists its product as uncharacterized. The record is from RefSeq and is a predicted model, not a curated record. The transcript has a single exon. The coding region runs from base 1 to 489 and encodes 162 amino acids. Lineage: Eukaryota; Fungi; Ascomycota; Leotiomycetes; Thelebolales; Thelebolaceae.